AUGAAUACUAUGUUGCGAGUUGCACGUAUUCUGAAUAUAUCCAACAAACGUUGUUUAAGUACCAAUAAAUUGCCUCCUGAAAUUGUUGUGCCAAUAAAUAAAGAGAUGAUUGUCUGUUGGCAUCCGCAACAAGAUUUUCCUUAUGAAUAUUCAUUACCAUUACCAGAAAAACAACAAAUGUCAAACUCUGUUUUAUGUAUUGGUGAAAAAGAAAUUGCAGAAGUUUUUAUCCAUAAGAAGAAGGAUGAGAUCAUUGAACAACUCGCAAAAAUGACAUAUACUACAAAACAUAGAUGGUAUCCUAGAUGCAGAGACAAGAGAAGAAGACAUACAGAUGCAGAAAGACCAUAUCUGUAA
This is a messenger RNA of Hylaeus anthracinus, 357 nucleotides long. RefSeq names its product 39S ribosomal protein L42, mitochondrial (gene mRpL42). The coding region runs from base 1 to 357 and encodes 118 amino acids. The transcript has a single exon. Gene Ontology annotation, cellular component: mitochondrial large ribosomal subunit. NCBI's taxonomy places the organism in Eukaryota, Metazoa, Arthropoda, Insecta, Hymenoptera, Colletidae. The record is from RefSeq and is a predicted model, not a curated record.